UAAAAAUGUAACUAUUUUCUUUAAAUUCAGCUUUUAUUUACUUUCGGUCGUGGUUUUAUAAUUCAGCAUUAUGGAAGCCUAACCCAGCUCACUUCUUUGGUAUAGUUUCCGUUGAGUAACUUCACAAUCAUUCUCUUCCACUAUGAUGGUGUAGUUGAUCAGUGGCAUGAUCUCUCCUGGAGUAAUCAAUCCAUACACAUUGUUGGCUUGCAUCAAACCAAAUGGUACAUGCCUCUAUCCCAACUCUUACAUUUUCCUGUCAACAUAUCUCUGGAGCUUGCACGGUCCUCCGGUCAUACUCUUCGUGUUCCGUGCUUCUGUUCUCUUGUCUUCCUGUUCAGGUCUUUUAUCGAGAAUGGUAUUUCUUCCAUGCCACCUUCCAAUCUAUGAAAAUUCCAGAUUUCAUCGGUGAAGCCUGUCGUAGCUUACAUUCUUGCAAUGUUUAAGGUGGUUUGCAAAGCGAUUCAUGCAUCCAGACAUUACAGUACAAUACAACUUCGUCUUUCUUUGGGACUAAGAUUUGGGAGUGGAGAACUUUCAUGCUGACAAGUGGGACUUCUUCUCUUAUUCUGAGACUUGUGUUUGAAUUGGUUGCUUUUGAAAAGAGUGCUGGUACCUGAAAGAUCUAUUAUCUGUUCGGAGCUGGAUCUAUUCAAUAAUUUACAUCGAAGUGUUUGAUCCAGAUAUCUAGAGAUUAUGAAGGCGGAGGGACUGGAGAUUUCUCAACCCGCCCUGGAUUCCUCUUCUUUGGACAUACACCAUGCACUCACUCGACGAGUGGCUUCUGCCAGAGCACACAAAAAUAUUUUGAGGAAUCGUGGGUCAACCAUUUGCACAACAGAAAGUAACGGUCCUCCAUGUACGAGAUUUGUCGAAGUGAUGGCACCCGUCUUUUCCAAGGCCGCCUGGCGUUGCGUUUGGUAUAUGAUCCAGAAUGAUCUUGUUCACGGAUGGGGCAUCGACUUCAAAAUUGUUUAUUGCUCACAGGGGAUCCGCUCUGAAAAAGUGGGAAUUAUUGAUGCUGAAUACUUAAUACAUAAAGGCAUCCCAUCCCUUGGAGGUCCUGGUCGAAAUAAAGUGAGUUCCUCGAAAAUCAAAAUUCAUCGAUCCAGAAUUUAACAAUCUUGAUGCGUGAGAUUGUCACUCCCGAUGUUCCCUCCACACAUGAUACUGGUCAGGAGCUUCCACGAACAGGGAUUGCUUUAACGGAAAAGUCUUUGGACUGAUUUGAUUUUAACUGGCUUCAAACACCUCUUGUUACAGACAUUCGGACGAGAGUACAAAAAAUAUAUCUUUGGGAAACGCAAGAAACGAUCUAUAGAGGUAAAAUAGUGUAGCAAUCCUUUCGUAUAGUGGCUUCGCUAGUGAGAAUGGUGUCAAUGUCAACAAUGGUGUUCAUGAACUUCAUGCCUUCUGAGGAUGAAGAGUCGGAUCAGGAAUUGUUCAUCAUUGAUCACCUAUAUAAGCAGCGGUAUUGGGUAGAUGUGUGGGUCUGAUGGUUAUAACUCGGAAUUUCCAAGGUAAUCACAAUCGUUUUUAAAAGCAGAAAUUUAUCAGUGCUGUGAUCUAAUAUACUUGUGUUCCAACAUUUUUUCUUGGUGAACUGGGUUUCUUGGAUUCUAUGCGGCGUAUCGAUUUCCUGACAUUUUGCUAGGAUGAGUUUUGCUUGGAUGAAUUUUGCUUGGACAAUCG
Molecule: messenger RNA, 1692 nt
Organism: Physcomitrium patens
Lineage: Eukaryota; Viridiplantae; Streptophyta; Bryopsida; Funariales; Funariaceae
Source: RefSeq, a predicted model, not a curated record